This is a messenger RNA of Rotaria socialis, 897 nucleotides long. The record is from the annotation of a GenBank genome assembly. Lineage: Eukaryota; Metazoa; Rotifera; Eurotatoria; Philodinida; Philodinidae.
AUGGCCAACGAAUGUUUGAUAUGUGAAAGGGAAUUAGACAAAGCAGAUGAUUUAGUUACCACAGAUUGUGAUCAUACAUUUCAUCGUCAGUGUGCACAAGAACGUCUCGAUACAAAAAAUAGAACGGAUUGUCGCGCCUGUGGUCAAGUUUCGGCACUUGGUGAUGCACUUGCUCGUCCAAAAAUUGUCAGCGAAGGAGAAUGUUCAAUAUGUGAAAGUUUAUGGACCUUAGAGGAUGAUUUAGUUACUACGGAGUGUGAUCAUACAUUUCAUUAUGCUUGUGCUCAAGAUCGUCUUAAUAAAACAAAUAAAACUGACUGUCGUUCCUGUCAUCAAGAAUCAGCCCUGGGCAAUGCACUUGCUCUAAAGAACUUAACAAAGCAAGGAGAAUGUUCAAUAUGUGAAUUGGAAUGGAACUGGAAAGAUGAUGUUGUAACCACUAUUUGUAAACAUACAUUUCAUCGUCAUUGUGCUCAAGAACGUCUUGAUGAAAGAAAUAGAGCGGAUUGUCGUUCGUGUGGUAAAGGAUCGGCUCUUCGUGAUGCAUUGUCUAGAAAUAAAACGACAACGACUAUGAAAAAAUCAAUGGAAACAAAGUCGGAUGAUAGUGUGAGAGCAGAUACACAUGUUGCUUCAGUGGCCAAAACUGAAGAUACCAUGAAAAAAAAGGAAAAUAUGUGGCAAUGCGAUGCAUGUUCUGGUACUAAUGACGAAUCAGCAAAACGAUGUGUAUUUUGUCGCGUACCAAGAUUCGCUGCGUCAUUUGUUUCGACUGCACAAACACAACGACAAGAAGAGAGAACAACAGACGAAUAUAAUCAAAUUGAAUAUUUGAAUAGAACACCAAAAAAUAAUGACCAUACAUCGUUGUAUUCGAAAGUUCAAGGUAGACUUUGA